AUGGAUUCUCUUCGAACUGCAUGCACAGAUCCAGAGUCCCUGUUCAGUCUCCCAGUGGAGGGUCUUUUACAUCUAGUUCACAACGCGUUUCCUGAGGACAUCGACCGCUUGCAGCGUGCAUACUCUAUCCGUGGCUCUUGCUGGAACCCCCCCGCGACUCCAUCACCCUCGUAUAUUCUGUAUGGAGAGAACUAUGAUGAGGUUAAUCGAACACUAAUUGGCUUUCUAGCUUUGUGUUGGAUUCAUAAGGGAGAAUAUGAAUCCUUUAUCGGAUCCCAUCCUUCAGAAGCCCGGCUGACUAGAGCAUCAUUUGAAUGGAUCCGUAGCUUCUAUACGCAGACUGUCGUUACUCCCAACGAUCUUUUUACCCUUAUCGUCUCCAUUAUUGUCAAUGAUCUGGGAAAGGAUCCUCAACUCGCAUCCGACUAUCACGAACUCACUGGCGAAGACAUCUCUGAUCUCAACCACGACGCUAUUCUCCUCAAGGCAUGCAGCGCCGGCCUGGUCAAGUCAUUAGCAUCCCUAUCUAUACAGGAUAAAAACGACGUUGUCCGUUCACUGCAUCUUGGAGCGUCUUUUAAUUUUGGCCAACUGGCACAAGCAGAAAAUGCCCCCGCAUGUCUGUCGGGUCUACUGCAGAUGAAAGGGCGUCCCCGCAGCUUUCAGCUCCGUUUCUUAGAACAGCUGCUAGAUAUAGCCGGUGCAGCGGGUCAUAUGGACUGGACCUGCGCGAAGAAACUCAAUCAGCCGAUUUUCGACGCGUAUAGAAACGUCUACGAUGCUUGUCAGGGUGUCAUUACGGGCAGUCUAGAUCUGCGCGCUGCAUACGAUUUAGUUCUUUUCAGAAGGGUUGGACUUCUCGAAAGCAGGGGAUAUCGAAAGCUCCAAGUAGAAGAGAACGAGGACGACCGGGCGCUGACGCGGCUGCUGUGCAUGGGCGGGGUGGGAGAUCUAGAGACUGCACGCCUAUAUGAGAAUGCAUGGCGACAUCUCGAGAAGCCCAUACGAGACAAUUUAGUGCAUUCCUUAAAUGUUGAUGGCUCAAAGGUCGAGCCUGCCAUUCAGCCAACGUACAUGCCGGCUCUAAUAAGCCGCGCAAAGGACGAGAAAUCGCUAACUUGCGUAAUGGUGUAUCUUGCCCGCGUCAUGAGCGCGACAAAUAUUGCAUAUUCCUCCUCGGCAGUGGUUAUCGAACGGAGUGUCUUGGGCAUAAUGAAGAAAAAUGUGGAGAACGGCGAGUUUGAGCAGGAUCCUGCAGUUUUGGAGGGUGUAGAUGUGCCUCCUGCUGCUGUCGCUUUGAGUGAGCAAGACUCAUGGCGAUGA
Messenger RNA from Talaromyces rugulosus, 1323 nucleotides. RefSeq lists its product as uncharacterized. The transcript has a single exon. Lineage: Eukaryota; Fungi; Ascomycota; Eurotiomycetes; Eurotiales; Trichocomaceae. The record is from RefSeq and is a predicted model, not a curated record. The coding region runs from base 1 to 1323 and encodes 440 amino acids.